Messenger RNA from Fusarium tjaetaba, 3240 nucleotides. RefSeq names its product PRP24-pre-mRNA splicing factor. The transcript has a single exon. NCBI's taxonomy places the organism in Eukaryota, Fungi, Ascomycota, Sordariomycetes, Hypocreales, Nectriaceae. Gene Ontology annotation, biological process: mRNA splicing, via spliceosome. The coding region runs from base 1 to 3240 and encodes 1079 amino acids. Gene Ontology annotation, cellular component: nucleoplasm; ASAP complex; cytoplasm. The record is from RefSeq and is a predicted model, not a curated record. Gene Ontology annotation, molecular function: protein binding; RNA binding.
AUGGCCAACCCAGUAGGCGAAGAGAACUGGCUUGCCUAUCUCGAGGAGAUCGUCCGCAACGCCUCCGACCUCGAGAAGCGAGUCGAUGCCGUCGAACAUUACAAGCUGGCUGUAGACUCUGAGCCUGGCAGCUUGCGCAUCUGGCUUGCUUACUGCAACUACUUCUGGUCCUUGUGGGAAGCUACUCAGAGUCCUACCGGCCAUGGCUGGUCUGAUGAGGAGCGCAUGCUCGGCCGAGAGCUCUUUUCCUUCGGCGGCGCUCUCGAUUUGUGGCAGCAAGGCUACGAGGCUAUUCGCUACCGCCUAGGGGAUAGUCAUCUUCUCUGGGAUCGCUGGAUCUCACUGGAGAUGGAAUUGCUGGCAAAGACGAGAACCCCCGAAGGCAUCAAACGCAUCACACAUCUUUAUCGUGACCGCCUACUUACACCUCACCUUACCUGGGACGAAACAUCUCAGAACUUUUCUACCUUCCUAUCAGAGUACAACCGCACUGCAUGGGAGGAAUCCAUGAAGGAUGUUACCACCAACGCUCAGGAGACCAAACGACUGAUCGCUGCUCGAGACCCUUACGAAUCUGCUUUAAAGAAAGCUGUGGACGCGAACGAUGUCGAAGCCCAGAAAACUGCCUUCACUACGUAUCUUGAGUGGGAAAUGCUUCAGAGUAAGCGCAGCAACGACAAUCCCGAAAUUGGUAUUGAUCUUUGCCGUGGCCUCUACGCACGUGCUCUCACCGGUGCUCUUGCUACAGACCAAAAUGCCUGGUACGAGUACAUCGUAUUUCUAUCCUCAUCCAACACCGAUCUCCAAGCGCCGAGCAGUCUACUCGUCGUACUCCGUAGAGCUGUUCAGCACUGCCCAUGGUCCGGCCUCCUCUGGAAUAGAUACAUUAUGUGUGCCGAAGAAGCUAAGCGCCCAUUCGCUGAGGUUGAAGCCAUCAAACAUCUUGCAACUAGUGAGGAUCAGCUACUCAAAGAUGGCAUGGAGGGAAUGAUCGAAAUGUAUGUGGCUUGGUGUGGGUUCUUGAAAAGAAAUGCCAUGGAUGCUAGUGCCUCCGACGAGGCUGUUGACGUUGCCGAUGUAGGUCUUAUCGCGGCUCUGGAGGACGUUUCAGUUGUUGGAAAGCGACUCUAUGAUAAGGACUUCCAGGGUGACCCCAAGUUUCGACUUGAGCGCAUUUACAUUCAGUAUCUCACAGAAAAGAAGGGUGCCGUGGACGAAGCCAGGGCCCAGUGGAACAAACUGGCAGCCCUGCAGAUCCAUGCAGAUAACCACGACUUUUGGUUCAGGUAUUAUAUGUGGGAGAUGCUCAUCUUCUCAUCAGCCGGUGCUCAAGACAACAGAAGCCCUACGCCCUCGUCUGGCGGUGGCACUUAUCGAAUACCAACUCUGGCUACUGCCGUUCUUACCCGUGCUGUUGCUCGCAGAACUAUUGACUGGCCAGAGAAAGUUCUGGAUGUGUAUAUGCAGCAUUGCAACGACUACGAAAUGCCUCUGCCUCUGCGAAAGGCAGCGGACCGGGUUCACAAGACCGGGAAAGAAGUUAAAAAACGCAGGGAACGGGAGGAACAAGAGAAGGCUGCGGCUUAUGCCGCGUACUACACUGCCCCUGAAACCCUAGAGAAGGGCCAGGGGUCUGCAUCCCCAGGUGGUUCCAAAAGGAAAAGGGACCCUGAAGUUGACACCACAGAUGGACCUGAAAACAACCACAAGCGACAAAGGAAUGAGCCCAACGGGGUGGUGUCUGAGCAAGCUCUGGCAACCCAACACGGCCAGCCCCUGAAGAGAGACAGGGAGAAUUCGACCAUCCUUGUCUCCAAUCUACCAGCAGAUGUUGAUAAAACCAAGCUUCGACAAUAUUUCAAAGAGUAUGGCCACAUCAACAACAUAACGGCUCUGGUCCGCGAUGAGAAGACCGAUUCCUCGACAGCGCUCAUCGAGUUCAAGUCCCCUGAAGAAGCUCAAUCCGCCUUGUUGAGAGACGGCAAAUACUUCGGCCAGUCACAACUUGCCGUAAAGCUAGGGAACGACUUGACCGUUUACGUUGCAAAUUAUCCUCCUGCUGCUGAUCAAAAGUAUAUCCGCGACCUUUUCAAAGAUUGCGGCGAGAUCUUGAGCAUCAGAUUGCCCAGCCUCAAGGUCGAUACCCGACGCCGGUUUUGCUAUGUCUCGUUCCGAGACCAGGAGGCAUCAGCGAAAGCUGUGAAGAAGGACGGCAUGGUUCUUGAAGGAGGCUUGAAACUUCUCGCUAAAUAUUCUGACCCCGGUCACAAGAAGGCUCGUGAAGGUGCCCUUGCAGAAGGCAGAGAGAUACAUAUUAGCAAUUUGGAUCGAACGGCGACCGAGGCGGAUUUGAGAGAAGUCUUUUCCAAGUAUGGCAAUGUCACGCGAGUCAAUCUUCCUCGAAACUUGGUGGGUAAGACUAAAGGAUUUGCUUUCAUUGAUUUUGCGACCAAAGAGGAGGCUGAGAAGGCCGUGGCGGAAAUGAACAAUACCAAGUUCAAGAGCCAGAUCCUAGAAGUUUGUCUUUCCAAAGAGUCAAAGAUCAAACGUGCUGCAACAACCGUUGUUGCGGAUACCGCCAGAAGCUCGCCUGCGCCUUUAUCGCACGAUGCUGAGGGUGACGAGGCAAUGGCAGACGCACCCGAUGAAGCUCAGUCCAAACCCACCGCAUCAGACAUCUCAGCAAAGACGAUCGCUCUUUUGGGCCUACCUGAUACUGUGAACGAUGCACGAAUCCGAGCACUCGUCGAGCCUUUGGGUGCUAUCGUGAAGCUAACUGUGUUCCCCGGUAAUGGUGGCGCCAAAAUUGAGUUUGUCGAUGCAGCUACCGCAGGCAAAGCGAGCUUACAGCUCGAUAGCAUGGACUUUGAGGGUCACAAGCUUCGAACGGGCACAAUGGAUGAACUUCGGCAAGCCAAGGCAGAACGUACCCAGGACCGUAUUGUCUACGGGAGAAGGGGCAGGGAUAAGGACAAGGGCCAAGAACAGAAAACCAAGGCUGCAGGUAGCUCGUCAACCACUCUCAUGCCACCGCCAACUACAAUCCGGCGACCAGUGCUCGGGAAACCUGGCCCUCGUCGUGGUCUUGGCUUCAAGCCCAGCGCAUCCAAGCCGGCUCAGAACGGCGAUUCUGAUACCUCGCCAAAGAAGAGCAACGCCGACUUCAAGGCGAUGUUUCUCGCCAGUGGUCAAGAUACGAAGGUUGGAGACGAAGGAGACAAGCCUGGGUCUGAGCCAUGA